CCUCAGCAAAUUAAGGAUAUUAAGCAGUUCCUUGAAAUUGCCCGCAGAAAAGAUGCCAAGUCUGCUCGCAUCAAGAAGAACGCUGACUCUGUCAAGUUCAAGGUUAGAUGCUCCCGCUACCUUUAUACUCUCGUUGUCAAGGAUAAGUCCAAGGCCAGCAAGCUCAAGCAAUCUCUUCCUCCU
Mycotypha africana is the source of this 183-nucleotide messenger RNA. RefSeq names its product 60S ribosomal protein L38. Gene Ontology annotation, molecular function: structural constituent of ribosome. The annotation marks the transcript as partial. Gene Ontology annotation, cellular component: cytosolic large ribosomal subunit; ribosome. The transcript has a single exon. NCBI's taxonomy places the organism in Eukaryota, Fungi, Mucoromycota, Mucoromycetes, Mucorales, Mycotyphaceae. The record is from RefSeq and is a predicted model, not a curated record. Gene Ontology annotation, biological process: translation; protein-RNA complex assembly.